This is a messenger RNA of Diaporthe amygdali, 891 nucleotides long. RefSeq lists its product as uncharacterized. Gene Ontology annotation, biological process: mycotoxin biosynthetic process. The coding region runs from base 1 to 891 and encodes 296 amino acids. Lineage: Eukaryota; Fungi; Ascomycota; Sordariomycetes; Diaporthales; Diaporthaceae. The transcript is spliced from 5 exons. The record is from RefSeq and is a predicted model, not a curated record.
AUGGCGAAGGACUACCAAGCUGUCCCUCUAGAUGAGGAACAGAGUCGAAGCAGCUCCGAGUCCACAAUAUACGAGAAGGAUAGGAUAGCACUCAGGAGGUUAGGAGACGACAAAUUCGGAAGAAAUGCCAGGACACGAGCAUCGGAAUUCGUCUCCAAGCACUGGGCCUGGAUAGGACACGCCAUCCUGCUCACCCUGUCGAUGACUUUGUUUACGCUGUCCUUCUGCAACAGGACGGCGAGGCCAUCCGACCUGCAGGUCACACAACAGUUCUCGUCUUAUUCACCGGUGGCCUCGACCGUGAAAUACGACACUGUCAGAUUCAACCUCACACCUAUGGUGGAGGGUCCAUUUGUUGGGUAUGGUCCCAAGGUCGAUGAAGCAUGGGACUCCAUCGCCAACGACAUGGGCGACCAAAUGAUAUCAGAAGCCGAGCUGGACAGGCUAGGACUGCCCAGGAACUCGCUCAAAGUGACGGACCCGAAGACAGGCAAGGAGGGUUACCGCGCUGCGGUCGAAGUGUUCCACCAACUGCACUGCCUCAACCUACUGAGGCAAUAUGUAUACAAAGAAUAUUACGUCAACAUCUACAGUGACAUCCAGGAAGAGGAGGAUGGGCUCAAGGGCCAUGUCGAUCACUGUCUCGAGGCCAUCCGAAUCAACCUGAUGUGCACCUCUGACAUUGGCAUAUUCACCUUCCGCGAGUACCCAGAGUACGGCUACGAGGACGGAGACUUCUGGCCCGACUUCAGCACGCUGCACACGUGCCGGAACUUUGACGCCAUCCACAAAUGGGCCAUUGACAACACGAUGGGAGCAUCAUCAGCAAGGCACGCUGUCCUGAAAUAUUGGAAGUUCGCCAAAGAGCAGGAAGAUGCUGAGCAAGCUUGA